AUGGAAACGCUCUCUGUCUACCACGGAGCCAUUGGGAAAAAGGAGGGGGAGCAGAGACUGUUACUGGAUGGACGCGAUGGAUGCUACUUGGUCCGAGACAGCGAUUCUGUACCUGAGGUUUAUUGCCUCUGUGUGCUGUGCAAAGAAUUUGUCUUUACAUACCGGCUUCACAAGUAUGAUGGAGGUUCGUGGGCCGCAGAGACCGUUCCUGGUGUUCCGAAACGCUAUUUCCGUAACAUCAAGAACUUGUUAGCAGCUUUCCAGGUGCCGGGACAAGGAAUUGCCAUGCCUCUGCUUUACCCUGUCACUAGCCCGGGAUGGGCGCAAACACCCACAGUGGCAGACACCAAUAACGGCCUGUCACCAACACACAGCGGCUCGGGUGCACUCGUCCAGCAGUCGUGGGCUGCACGGGGACAGAAAAUUAGAAAGAAUAUGUGAUGGAAAAGCAUCAUGUAAAAUAUAUUUCAAAUAGU
Molecule: messenger RNA, 476 nt
Organism: Syngnathoides biaculeatus (alligator pipefish)
Lineage: Eukaryota; Metazoa; Chordata; Actinopteri; Syngnathiformes; Syngnathidae
Product: SH2 domain-containing protein 1A-like
Source: RefSeq, a predicted model, not a curated record